AUGUUGUUGGCCCACAUACAAGUAAAGCUUUUGGCAACAUUGUUAACAGUUGUGUUCUGUAAAGAACAAUCCACAGAUGUAAAUAAUCAACUCCAGUUGACUAUAUUCAUGGAAGAAGAGCUACCUCGAGCAUCGGCUGUGGUAAACCUGUCAUCCAUGGUCAAACAGAAUAUUCCCAACUCUUCGCAGUAUUUCACCCUUGUUCAGGAAACCGAAUUGCGUUUCUCUUUCCUGGAACCGAACUCCCACUUUGUUAUUGACCAUGCGAAUCCCAGUGCCCAAAUACUCCGCGUACAAACUCGUGUGGAUCGUGAAUCAGUAUGUCCCACUCUAGUCGGUGUAUGCACAAACCGGUUCCUGGGGACAGUCACAGACCAUUCUCCAUUACCAUACGAGAUUUCGCACACCCAGCACGUGGCUACCGCAUGUAUGCUUCCUGUGUUGCUGAUCGCGGAGUUCAACGCACGGAAUUCGGCGUCUCAACCAGUCUCACAACUGAUUGUACAACUUAAUAUACAUAUUUUGGAUAUCAAUGACAAUGCGCCUAGCUGGCGAUCAUUUUCUUCUUCAAUGGUCAAUAUGCAACAGUUGAAUAGCACCCACCCGAUCGCGUACAAUGCGAUGAACGCACCGAACCCUGGGUUGAUCCCGAGGAUGGACUUGGUCGUGGCCGAGCAUAUUGCAAUCGGAACUAGGUUAGCUUUGCCGCUUGCAAUCGACCCAGACGCUUGUCCGGAUAAUACAACCGCUGGGUAUGGAAUCGAAUCGCAAACUGUGUCGGAUGCAUUUGUUCUCGACUGGGAUCAGGCUGCUCGGGAUGGGACGAAAAUCACGGAGUCCGGACUAUGGCUACGUGUGAACAAAGAUUUGAAUCAUGACACUCAACCCCAUCAUCAAGUGAUUAUUUAUGCAACAGAUGCUGGUGUCCCCAGACGGCUGACGGGUCACUUGCUACUGAAUAUUUCCGUCACUGAUGUUAAUGAUCACCCACCGAAAUUCAAUCGAUCUCGUCAUUUGGUUUGGGUUCGAGAGCAUGAAAUGAUCGGAAGUAAAGUCUUUCAGCCUCAGGUGCACGAUGCCGAUUCGAGUGAUCAGUCUCGUUUGAGCUUUGGAUUUCUCCCAUCCACCGUGGCAAGUACACGGGAGCUGUUCAAAAUCAAUCCCCAGACCGGAGAGAUCACUGUUCAGGGAUUGAUUGAUUUCGAAAAGUCAUUUCAGCAUCAAUUGCACAUUUUUGUUUCAGACGGCAAAUGGACAGAUGAAAUGGAGCUACAGGUUUUAGUUCUUAAUCUAAAUGAUCACGCACCACAAAUCAAGCUUUAUUCCCAUUUGGCUUCUGUUCCCAAAGAUAUGAAUGUAUUUCACAGCGGAAACCGGAACUACUUGCAGGCCCAACUGACUAUUGUCAUUCGAGAGAAUGGACCACCUAAUCAGUUAAUUGCAACUGCCACAGUGACUGACAAAGAUGUUAGCGCACAGAUUCGAGCAGAGGCUGCGUUCGAGAGCCACGAAGCAGACUCUGGUGCAAGCGGUGAACGACAGGGUGGAAUGUUCACCUCGCCUCUGGUUCGUAAGUCACAAACACUAAAACCGAUAUGCAAUGUGGACAAUGACCAAUUUGUGAUGGAAUCGUUGGAUCUGGAAACCACGCAACAACAAUCACGUGAGAGAUUUCGAUUUAAAAUAGCCCUGGCUGGAAAAUCGUUGGAUCGUGAGAAACAGAAUCGAAUUCUUUUGCAAGUACACUGUCAUGAUGAGGACACAAUGCCCCCAAUGCAUCAGUUCCCGCAUUAUUCGCCCUCCAGUUCACUUCAUCAAUCAGGUCUUUAUAUGCCGAUUGGACGUCGAUCGGCGUCCGCUUCUCUACUAAUCGUUGUCACUGAUGAAAAUGACUCUCCACCGAUUCUAGUCGGUCCACAGGUUGCCAAAUUACCUGAGAACGCACCGAUUGACACCUUAGUGAUGCGAAUCCAUGCCACAGACGCAGAUGAUCCACAUAGUUUGGCUGGAACCGCAGGUUUGCGUUACCAUUUAACCGAUGAACCUUUGAUUCUCCUGACCAAAAGUGCAACUCCCCUUUCCGUGGGAAGUAAACUGAGCGAACUCAUCGCAAGCUCGACAGUUUCCUCAGAUCAAUUUCCAUCCCAACCUUGGUUCCACUUGAACCCGGUUAAUGGGGAUCUAAAAACUUUGGUUAGCUUUGACAGAGAACUUGUUCAGUCGAUCACACUUCCCAUCCGCGUGAACGACGGGGGAGAUCUGAAUAUUCUGGGUAAAACCACUGUGGAUCCCUCGGAACGCAUGAUGAACAAGGACCGCCUUUCAUACAAUACUGUGAACGGGACUGUGACUAUCGAGAUUCUGGAUGUAAACGACUGUCUGCCCACAUUCAGCCAACAACUGUACGAGUUCAAUUUAAGCGAAGAUUCGCGACCGCCAGUUCGCGUUGGACGAGUGAACGUAACGGACUGUGAUGUGGACGAGAACAAUAGGUUACUGGAAUUUUGGCUGCAAUCUAGUAUGCCAAACAGGCGACCGGACAUUUCGGCAACCGAAGGCAUUCUAGGCUCAAAACAGCUAAACAAGAAUUCACAGUUUAUUUCGUGGUUUUCAGUGUCCAAAACCGGUGAAUUGUAUGUUCGCAUGCCUCAUUUUACCCAAACCGGUAUGGUCACAUCCCAGGGUCUUCCUCCAGAUGAUUACAUUCCACUAGACCGAGAAAAAAACGAGAUUAUUGUGCUGGAUAUUUUUGCUCGAGACUCCGGUAGUCCGGCACUAACCGGGUCUGCUCAAAUAUUGAUUCGUGUGUUGGAUGUCAAUGAUCACGCACCCGAAUGGGAAUUUCCCCGGCCACAGCAUCGUCUGGUUAACUUUUCCGCGGACGCAGCAGUUGGAAACAGAGUGACGAGGUUGAUUGCGCACGAUCCGGAUGAAGGACCCAGGGGACGAAUCACCUAUUCCAUUCUCAGUGGUAACGAGGCGGGGCAAUUUGAACUGGACAGUGAGAGCGGAUGGAUCUAUUUGGCACAGCCAAUUGAUUACCAGAAUCGAAUGUCCAUGAGUGGACCACAGAAUCAACGAAUGAAACAUCAGACAUGGCAAACGCGAUCCGCUUCCAUGAUUCGUCUCUACGUUCAGGCAUCCGAUCAAGGUGAUCCGCCCCGCACCUCCUCUUCUGUUUUGGACAUUCUGAUACAGCGAACGCCUCAGAUUCCAGUGCAAAUGCAGUCUUCAAAAUCUUCCAUCAGUACUGACCAGUCGCGUCACACCAAACAAAUGGAAUUUCGUGAGGCCGGUUCAGAUGCCUCACCAGCUGAAAUGCAUUCCGAAGGAUAUUUCGAUCCCGAGAAGCCCGCUGGUGGGCUUUUGUUGUCAUCUGACUUUCUGACCCUUGUGGCAAUGAUUACGGCAACUCUAGCCGCACUACUCUUAAUAUUCAUUCUAUUCGUCGUCAUACGUUGUCGAAAGCUCAAACAUAAUCAACCACCACAGACACAAAUCGGGUCGAUGAAUGGGACUAAAUGGGGCACUCCUGGUCACAGCUCCUCCCGAAGGCCUACAGAACGCACGAGGCGUACUACGCGGGCAAAUGGUAGACCUGGUUGUUUUGGGACAUACAUGGAGAAUUGCUUUGGCGGUUCAAAGUCCGCUGUACGAUCCCCCCGGUCAGCAACAAAUGGGGAUCGAAAUAAUAUUACCCCAACAGAUACCUACUAUCCGGUGCACCUAUCAAGCACGCUCAGUUCCAGACAGCCGUUCAGUAUAUCCGAACAACAAGGACAUAGAAUGACCGACGUUCACUCUUCCGAUAUUCUACUAUACUCUACGAAUUCUUCCCUAAUAAGCCCAUGUCAGACAAUAUCUCGUCUCGCUCCCGAAUCAACCUUAAACGCAAACGAUUACAGUUUUUUGGUUCAUUCCAAUUGUCCUGCUGAAGGAGUACAGUUUGAUGGCUCGGUGGACAAAAAAACAACAAAUCCAUCCGGAGUGAGUGAUUUAAUAAUGGACGAGAAAGAUUCAAUGGAUAAGGACAAAUACGUGACAACUAUUCGGAUUGAUAGGGGCCAAUCGGAUUCGGUCUACACAGCUCUGAGUCCGGAACUGACAAAAUCCAAAUCCCAGUCGCACAAACUGUGUCAGUCCUCAAGUUUUGUAUAG
Molecule: messenger RNA, 4158 nt
Organism: Echinostoma caproni
Lineage: Eukaryota; Metazoa; Platyhelminthes; Trematoda; Plagiorchiida; Echinostomatidae
Source: the annotation of a GenBank genome assembly